Messenger RNA from Penicillium oxalicum, 1536 nucleotides. RefSeq names its product putative serine/threonine protein phosphatase (gene phzA). Gene Ontology annotation, molecular function: protein serine/threonine phosphatase activity. Gene Ontology annotation, cellular component: cytoplasm; nucleus. NCBI's taxonomy places the organism in Eukaryota, Fungi, Ascomycota, Eurotiomycetes, Eurotiales, Aspergillaceae. The record is from RefSeq and is a predicted model, not a curated record. Bases 1 to 1536 code for a protein of 511 amino acids. The transcript has 3 exons.
AUGGGUCAAUCACAUUCCAAGGGGAGCAGCGGCUCAGGCGAUGCCUUGCAGUCAUACCCGUCCUUUUCAAAAUCUGACACGAAGGAGUCCCUCCGCUCGUUCCGUGGCUCUAUUCGCUCGAAAAUCCCAGGCGCACGCGAUAGCCCUCGUGCCUCAUCAACCGCCCUGUCCCGGACCGAAAGCCAGGGAGAUAAGUCUGAUGUUGGAUCGGUCAAGUCAGCCCCCAGUCGCCCUGGAUCAGCCUCGGGCUUUUCUUCCCCGGGCUCCGAAAGUGUCUCGCGCACUGGCUCACCGGAGCCACCACCAUCACCUUCUCUGUCCAGCAGUCUCAAGCGCGGCCACAAGGAUGUGAACGCGAUGCAGCAGAGUGGUGAGGUAGACAAUGUCUCCGACAAUCCUCCUACAGGCGGUCCCCCCAGCGGAACGGUGGCGAAGGUCGGGGAGUCGAUUCUCGUCAGGCGCGAGAAUCAACUAAAUCCCAUUCUUGAUUUCAUCCUCAACCCCCCACCAGAGCAUUCCGGGUCCCCGGGAAUGGGAAUGGGUGCGUUGAAGUCCAUCGAUCUGGACGAUAUGAUCUCCCGACUGUUGGACGCAGGCUACUCGACCAAAGUGACCAAAACUGUCUGCUUAAAGAACGCCGAAAUUACAGCUAUCUGCUCAGCUGCUCGGGAGCUCCUCCUUUCGCAGCCGGCUUUGCUGGAGCUAUCGGCCCCUGUCAAGAUUGUCGGUGAUGUCCAUGGCCAGUAUACCGAUUUGAUACGCCUGUUCGAAAUGUGUGGUUUCCCACCAGCCUCCAACUACCUUUUCCUUGGUGACUACGUCGAUCGCGGCAAACAGAGUCUGGAGACGAUCCUUCUGCUGCUCUGCUACAAACUCAAGUACCCGGAGAAUUUCUUUUUGCUUCGUGGAAAUCAUGAGUGCGCCAACGUGACACGUGUGUAUGGUUUCUAUGACGAGUGCAAACGUCGUUGCAACAUCAAGAUCUGGAAGGGCUUCAUUGAUACCUUCAACUGUCUGCCCAUCGCUGCUAUUGUGGCUGGUAAAAUCUUCUGCGUGCAUGGUGGUCUAUCGCCCAGUCUGUCCCACAUGGACGAUAUUCGUGGCAUUGCCCGGCCCACCGACGUUCCUGACUACGGGUUGCUGAACGAUUUGUUGUGGAGUGAUCCGGCUGACAUGGAGGAAGACUGGGAGCCCAACGAGCGUGGCGUUAGCUACUGUUUUGGCAAGAAAGUGAUCAUGAACUUCUUGCAGCGCCACGACUUUGACCUUGUCUGCCGUGCUCACAUGGUUGUCGAAGAUGGCUACGAGUUCUAUCAGGAUCGAAUUUUGGUGACGGUCUUUUCUGCACCCAACUACUGUGGCGAAUUUGACAACUGGGGAGCCAUCAUGUCUGUUUCGAGUGAGCUGCUCUGCAGUUUCGAACUUCUGAAGCCUCUAGAUUCGACUGCUUUUAAGAAUCAUAUCAAAAAGGGCCGCAACAAGCGCAACAGCAUGCUCAAUAGUCCUCCCGCAUUGCCGUCCGCACAGAGCUUUUAA